CUCUGGCUCCUUCCAGCUCAGGAAGACUUUGUGUCGCUGGCCGAGUUAGAGGAUUCCUUGUUGAGGAACCUUUUCAGGGGUUACCAGAAGUGGGUGCGGCCUGUCCAGCAUGCCAAUGACACCAUCACUGUACGCUUUGGACUCAAGAUCUCACAGCUGGUUGAUGUGGAUGAAAAGAACCAACUGAUGACUACAAAUGUCUGGCUCUGGCAGGAGUGGGUUGAUGUGAAGCUGAAGUGGAACCCAGAUGACUAUGGAGGUAUAACCUCCAUCAGAGUGCCUUCAGAGACAAUAUGGCUGCCUGACAUUGUCCUGUAUGAAAAUGCGGACGGUCGCUUUGAGGGUUCCCUGAUGACCAAAGCCAUUGUGCGCUGGGAUGGUACUAUAACAUGGACUCCACCUGCCAGCUACAAGUCCUCCUGCACCAUGGACGUCACUUUCUUCCCCUUCGACCGGCAAAACUGCUCCAUGAAGUUUGGCUCCUGGACUUACGAUGGAAACAUGGUGGACCUGGUCCUGACGGAUCACUAUGUGGACCGUAAAGACUUCUUUGAUAAUGGAGAGUGGGAGAUCCUCAAUGCCACAGGAGUAAGGGGAAGCAGGAGGGAUGAGGUGUACUGGUACCCAUUUGUCACCUACUCCUUCAUCCUCAAGAGAUUGCCCUUGUUUUACACCCUCUUCCUCAUCAUCCCAUGCCUCGGCCUCUCCUUUCUGACUGUACUGGUGUUUUAUUUGCCAUCAGACGAAGGAGAGAAGCUGUCACUUUCCACAUCUGUGUUGGUGUCACUCACUGUGUUCCUCCUGGUAAUAGAAGAAAUCAUCCCUUCAUCCUCAAAGGUGAUCCCACUGAUCGGAGAAUACCUGCUCUUCAUCAUGAUCUUUGUCACUUUUUCCAUCAUCGUCACCGUCUUUGUCAUUAACGUCCACCACCGUUCCUCUGCUACUUACCACCCAAUGGCCCCCUGGGUAAAGACCCUCUUCCUUCAGAGACUGCCCAGACUGCUGUGUAUGAGGGGGCACACAGACAGAUACCACUUUCCAGAUAUGGAGAUGCGCAGCCCGGAGCUGAAACCCCGAAGAGGUGCUGGGAGGAGGGGGGUUCCUGGCCACAGUGGCGGCCAGCAGAGAGGUCCCCUUGCAGGGAAGGAGGACGAGCACCAAGCCUGGCUGGCCAUGCUGGAGAAAGCAACAAAUUCAGUUCGCUACAUCAGCCGUCACAUCAAAAAGGAGCACUUCAUACGAGAGGUGGUACAGGACUGGAAGUUUGUGGCUCAGGUGUUGGACAGGAUUUUCCUGUGGGCCUUCCUCACAGUGUCAAUACUAGGAACUGUCUUAAUCUUCACCCCUGCUCUGCAGAUGUACCUCAGCACACCUUGAUGAACACACACAAAGUCACAAAUAUUCUCCAACAGCUCAUUCCUGUUUUCCCGUUUGUCUUUGACUAUUAUUUAUUGAUAAAGCUCAAUAAAACAUUUGCACUGUAUAUUUCUAUUGUAGAAUCAAACUUUUACCUCCCUACAGUAUGGUCUGCAGCCUGUAAUGACUACUGGAAACUGUAAUGUUCUAUAUGCAACUUGUCAGUCAUUAUAAGGUGCAUGCACAGGAGCGCAAAGGAGUGAAAGCAAUAAGCAGGUUAUAGUAGCGUGUAUGGUUUGAAUAUCCAUGUUUGUAUAACUGUAACAUUGUUAUUAUACAUGCAACAACAUGCACAAUGUCACUCCAUGAAUAAUGAGUU
Molecule: messenger RNA, 1735 nt
Organism: Morone saxatilis (striped sea-bass)
Lineage: Eukaryota; Metazoa; Chordata; Actinopteri; Moronidae
Product: neuronal acetylcholine receptor subunit non-alpha-3-like
Exons: 7
Coding region: 187-1377 (396 amino acids)
Biological process (GO): regulation of membrane potential; nervous system process; monoatomic ion transmembrane transport
Cellular component (GO): postsynaptic membrane; neuron projection; synapse
Molecular function (GO): transmembrane signaling receptor activity; acetylcholine-gated monoatomic cation-selective channel activity
Source: RefSeq, a predicted model, not a curated record